Diutina rugosa is the source of this 705-nucleotide messenger RNA. RefSeq lists its product as uncharacterized. The record is from RefSeq and is a predicted model, not a curated record. Bases 1 to 705 code for a protein of 234 amino acids. The transcript has a single exon. Lineage: Eukaryota; Fungi; Ascomycota; Pichiomycetes; Serinales; Debaryomycetaceae.
AUGACGGCUCCUCCUUGCUUGCCAGCAACGACGAAAAGUGUGGUGUUGGAAUACCUUGGCGACGACUUUCCCAAAGUGGGAUGUCGUUUGUCGUACAAAUACCCCGUGAUACCGCCUCCGGUGCUCCCGGCUACAGGCUUUACCAUUGUGUACCAUAUCCGGGUCAAUGGCCUCCCCCUCUCCCUGGCGGCGUUGUCUGCUGUUGCCACCAACCACGCUGAAUCGCCUUUAUGGACAAAGCUUGACUAUGAGCCCGAAGCUCAUUUCUCCGACGAUAAUGACCAGAGCUCUGGUGGAAGCUUUGAGUUUCGCUUCCCGCCAAUCUCAGAAGUCGGUGGAGGCACGCUUACUCUGAUCACAGUAGACAUCGAUCUCUACACUCUGCUUCUGCUGCUUACCAUCACCACUCUCUUCCACUGUUUAAACUCCAUUUUCCAAACGGUAUACAUCAACCUAGAGUUUGACCUCCCCUUGAUCUUUAGCGUGUACGGUCGAGCUCUCCUACGUCUCGUGAAACCAUACAUCGACACCGUCUACGAAGAGAUGCUGGCCCCGUCAACUGACCCGGAAUUGGUGAAAUUGGAACAAGCGAUCCGGUGUCUGCACAACACUCUUAACGUGAUGCUCACGAAAAAGACGCUCCGCGGAAUCAGGCUGGCUCCCUAUGAUAUGCGGAUGCUCCGCCAUCGACGCAUUGAUUUGUAA